GGAAUCCGUCUCUUGGGACGGCGCCAUACACGGCCGAGCGCGCACUGGAAAGGUUAACGCGCGUGCUGCGCGUCAAGCUAUCUCGUUUGCAUACACACGCAUGAGCGCGAGGCCUCGCCGCUUCCUGGGGACAACGGCGGCUCAACUGCCAGCGAAACACUUCGAGACAGGUAGAACGCACUAGCGCGUGGUUCCAUCCGGGAGAGAAACAUGACGUCACCGUGGCGAGUAGCAGUGGUUGGCGGAGGCAUCGUGGGCCUCAGUGCCGCCGUGCGCAUUGCCGAGGAAGUGGAGCCCGGUAAUAUCCACGUGACCGUGCUCGCCGAGCACUUUAGCCCGCACACCACGGGCGAUGUGGCGGCGGGAUUCUUCAACCCUUACAUCGUCCACGGUGUGUCUGAGGAGAAGCUCAGAUCAUGGUGCAUCGACGCGUUCAACUUCUACCGAGACCUAGCGGAGGGACCCGACUCUAAUGAGCUGGGUCUGGCCAUCUUGCCGGCCUACAUCCUCACGGAAGAGCGCACACCAAGGCCUUCAUACGCGGACGCAUUUUUCCACUACCGGGAGCUGGCGGAAAGCGAGCUGUCGUUGUUCCCGAAAAGAUAUAGGUACGGCAGCUACGUGAUUUCGCUGACAAUCGAAUGCAAAAAAUUCCUGCCCUACCUCAUGGAACGUCUAGAGGGCCGCGGAGGACGCCUGAGGCAGUGCAGAGUGAAAAGCCUAGAAGAGCUUGCAGGCGAAUAUGAUGUCAUCGUCAACUGCACAGGCUUCGGAGCCGGUACUUUCGUUCCCGACCCUCAGGUGCACGCCAUACGAGGUCAGACGAUCAGGGUACACGCCCCUUGGAUCAAACACGCCAUCGUGGCGGGUGAAGAUUACCACGUGAUACCAAACAUCGACGACGUCAUGUUGGGCGGCACCAAGGACGUCGACGAGACUUCGCUCAUUCCGGACAGGGACAUUGCCAGGAAAAUCUGGAAUGGCUGCCUGGAACUUGCACCGAGUCUCAAAAAUGCCAAGGUGAUAGGACAUUUUGUGGGCCUUCGUCCCGGAAGAAAUCCUGUGAGGAUCGAGCGGGAGGAUUUCGCCUUCAAGCAUGGUGUCGGAAAGGUUCCCGUCAUUCACAACUACGGUCACGGAGGCUCCGGAAUCACCAUUGCCUGGGGAUGCGCCGGCGACGUGGUUCGCCUGGUGCAAGACUCGAUCGGCGAGCGUUCGCCGGACGGGCGCAAGACAAGAGCCAGGUUGUGAUCUACCGGCCGUCUAA
Rhipicephalus sanguineus (brown dog tick) is the source of this 1267-nucleotide messenger RNA. Its product is annotated as D-amino-acid oxidase. The record is from RefSeq and is a predicted model, not a curated record. NCBI's taxonomy places the organism in Eukaryota, Metazoa, Arthropoda, Arachnida, Ixodida, Ixodidae. Bases 211 to 1251 code for a protein of 346 amino acids. The transcript is spliced from 11 exons. Gene Ontology annotation, molecular function: D-amino-acid oxidase activity; FAD binding.